This is a messenger RNA of Colletotrichum godetiae, 1732 nucleotides long. Its product is annotated as RING-like domain-containing protein. Lineage: Eukaryota; Fungi; Ascomycota; Sordariomycetes; Glomerellales; Glomerellaceae. The transcript has a single exon. Bases 279 to 1298 code for a protein of 339 amino acids. Gene Ontology annotation, biological process: double-strand break repair via homologous recombination. Gene Ontology annotation, cellular component: Smc5-Smc6 complex; nucleus. Gene Ontology annotation, molecular function: ubiquitin-protein transferase activity. The record is from RefSeq and is a predicted model, not a curated record.
GUGCCGCAGUCUUUUUUUCCAGCCACUUUGUGGCUCAACCAUGGUCCCACUUUACAAUACGGCCCCGCUUUGGUGGAAGGCACGGUGGGGUCCCCAGAAGCUCUGGGCUUUCAAUUAAUUCCUCGCCAGCGAGGCGCGUCCAAGACGCGUUAAGAGGCUUCCCCCGCGAAAACCUGACCGACUCGCAAAAGCCUCUAGUACAAUCCAACUACGGCCGUUAUGACAUUCUAUCAACCCCCCCGGAUACACGAUUCAGUCUUAAGCCUUACCACGCCGAAAUGAACAUCGUCCGAGAACACUACAAUGAUGGCAACCGUGCCUUCCUCCAAGCCUUCCUGGCUCGGGGCACCCUCACCUACGAAGACGCACAACCUAUCCUAGCCGGUAUCUUCACCGUUGAAGCCCAAGAUGGCGAGCCAGUCGCCCCCGAACAGGUCACGAUGGAGGACUUUGACUCCUAUCUGCAAGCCGCAGCCGAAGGCGUCUCAUUCUUCGACUACGAAGUACGAAGCGCAAUUCAUCAAGUCACCAAGAAGCGCAUCUACGCUCUCGUGAACACAGCCUCCGAUCUCAUGACACAACUCGCGACCACAUACAACGCCGAGCAGAUCGCCUUCACAAAAAGGCUAUUAGACGCCAUGUUCGAGACGUACAACUCCCCGCGCAUGGAGCUCAUGUGCAUUACGGAGAUGCAGGCUAUUAAGUUGGCCCGCCCUCCACGACAGAACAAUAACAACAAUAAUGACGAGAACGGAGAGCCCACGCAAACACAAUCUUCCUCAGACAAGGGACUUAAGCACAGCGAAGUGGAAGACAUGCUAGCGAGCCUGGUGUACCAGGGCUGGCUGGAGAAGUCCAAGGACGGUUUCUACAGCCUCAGCCCGCGAGCGCUGCUCGAGCUCAGGGCAUGGCUGAUUGACUCGUUCAACGAUCCCGACGCGGCAGCGCAGGACUGGCAGCGCAUCAAGUUCUGCGAGGCGUGCAGGGAGAUCGUUACAGUCGGACAAAGGUGCGCGGAACGAGACUGCAACGCGCGCCUGCACAACACAUGCCAAGAAGGGUACUGGCGCACUCAGCGGAGUCACAAAUGCCCCAAGUGCUCAAAGGACUGGGACGGGGAACAUUAUGUGGGGGAGCAGGCCAUGACUAGCACAGAGGCGUACCAAAGGGGCCGCCGGAGGAGUGGAGGAGGCAGGAAGAGCAAUGUCGCAGACGAAACCAUACACGCAAACGGUGAGGAGGAAGAAGAAGAAGAAGAAGAAGAAGAAGAAGAAGCAGAAGGCGAGGAUGAGGCAUGAUGAAGCAUAGAGAAAGACGUGAAAGCUCUACCCCUAGGAUGCGAAGGGCAGUUUUCACGAAAGAUACCCCAUGAUGGCGGCUAACUCAGCCGAACCACUCAAUAUUUACCAAUAGCAUACCUACAUAUUGUCCAAGACAGCUGUCAAAUGAGACUCGAUGAGCCGCAAUGCUCUUAAAGGUUCUUCAUUUCUCCAUAUCAGCCCCAACAAAAGAGGCGACAUAUGAACUGGUGAUCAUUCAUGCUCUUCCAUUGGAUGCCUCCGGCGCAACCUCAAACAACCGCUCUUAAGCGAGCCGGCAGCUGGACCCGGGUCCCCACUCUUGCCCAAUUGCACCGCCACAUCGGAGGCCGCUCCAAGGGUGACAUCACAUGUGGCUGUGCAAGCUACCCCAGCUUGCCCGCUCAGCCAAUCCAACACAUGAGCUUGCACGA